AUGGGCGACGCAUUAGCUGUGAACGGGCCUGCGUGGGCGGCGGCGGCAGAGGCGGGCGCGCGCCGGCGGGCCGGCCGCGUGCGGCUGGUGGCCGGGGACUUCUACCUCACGGAUGCGGUCCCCGAGCGCCGCCGGCCCAGCGACGCCGCGCCCUCGCCCGAGCGCCCGCCGCGCCGCCGCCUGCAGGCGGCGCCGGCGGCCGAGGAGGGGCGCGCCGCGGCGGCUGGCUCGGCGGCGGCCGCGGUCGCCAGGGCGCCCUUCUCAGAGCGGUUCCCCGCCACCAGGGAGCCGCCGACGAGCUGCGACGCCUGCGGCGGCGCGCUGGGCCGGGAGCUGACGGCCUACACCGCCACCGCCGGCUCCACCGAGGUGUGGCUGCUGGAGGGCGACGAGGCGCACCCCGGAAACGGCUUCUUCUGCGGGCGCUGCCAGGCGCGGCUGCGCGGGGGCCAGACGCUAGACUGCGCGGCAGCCCUGGGGGCGCAGGCCGCGCAGCGCUGGCGGGAGCCCGUGGACUGGGCGACGCGGCUGGCCGCGCUGGGGGCCCCCAACGCGCCUCGGCGGGGGCAGAAGCGGCCCGCGCGCUAG
Molecule: messenger RNA, 588 nt
Organism: Prorocentrum cordatum
Lineage: Eukaryota; Dinophyceae; Prorocentrales; Prorocentraceae
Source: the annotation of a GenBank genome assembly